AUGAUACUAUUCAAACACAUGGAAGUUUUCUCUGUGAUUAUAUAUGCAGUUAUAUUUGUUCAUCAUGCUGCUUCACUAUCAGCAAACGCUGUAUGCAAUGAACUGCCUUCAAUCGAAAAUGGACGGUUAAUUUUGAAUGGUCGAAAAGCUCCUUUUAAUUCUGGGGACAUCGUAGAAUUUUCUUGCGAUCAAACUUAUGAAUCAGACAGAAGGAAUCCAAGAUUUACUUGCACAGUAGAAAAUGGACUUGCCCAUUGGACAAAUGACAGCUAUUGCAAGCUUAAGGUUAUCAGCUGUAAUGAUCCUGGCUUUAUCGAAAAUGCCGAUCGCCUUGGAUUUGUUUUUACAUACCCUCAUAACAUAACUUACGUUUGUAAUGAAGGUUACAAGAUGAAUGGCCGUGCUACAAAAAUAUGUAUGGCGAAUGGUCUGUGGCAUCCUUCCAAUAUGCCAACGUGUGAAGAAAUUGUUUGUCCAUUAUUAACUGAUCCUCCUAAUGGUAAAGUAAUAUCAUCACAAAAAAAACUUCAUUCUGUGGCUACGUAUCAGUGUGCUAGAAAUUUUAAACUGAAGGGAAGUGCAGAACGAGUUUGUCUUCUUGAUGGAACUUGGAGCGGUUCUAUGCCUACUUGUGAAGAAAUAUAUUGUGCAGAUCCUGGGCCCUUUGAUAACAUACAAGUUCUUCCUCAACAGCAAAAGUUCAAAGCAGGGGAGAUAGUUAUUUUUAAAUGCAUAAUCGGUACGACUCGAGCAUCAUCCAAAUGCUCGGACAAUGGAGAAUGGACUUCUAGACCCCCAAUUUGUCCAGAAGUAAAAAAGACUGAAUCGACUAUUAUAACAGCAGCUACCACACCUGAAACAAUCACUGAAGUGAAAAGGACAGAUUCUUCUUUGAUUUCGACCACUCCUGAUGUAUUUACUGAUGCAUCAAUCGAAAAGAAAGUUUCAUGUGAGGAUCCUGGAAAAAUCAAGAAUGGUGAUCGAACAUUUGUUACUCUGAACAUCAACAGUACGCUGACCUAUCAAUGUGAUGAAGGUUACGAGUUAAAAGGGAAAAGCAUACUGCUGUGUUUAGAAAAUGGAAAGUGGGACUUAGAUACAUUGCCCUAUUGUAAAAAAAUAAUGGAUACACCUACUAUAAUUGGAAUUGUUUUUGGCAUCAUAGCCCUCAUUGCGCUUGUGAUUGCGGGAUGGUUCUUCUAUAGAUGGCGAGAAAAAAGGUUGCGAGGCUAUGGUGAAAAAAGCAAAGCACUGACUGCUGAUGCUGCAGAUUUGGAGGAAAUCACUGGACUGGAGAAAGGAAAAAAGCCUGUACCUGUAACUGUUUUGUAACUUACUACUUAAAGAUAAUUGGCUUGAACAUUCAAGCUAUUUCCUCUUGAGAGCUUCUAAAAUGAUCUUACAGGAAAUUCAAGGUCCUGUGCGAGUGAGCGGAUGACUAUUGUUCUGUGUUAGAGCACAGAUGGACAGAAUGGAUGUUCCAUCUAUUUAUGUUGUUAAAACAAGUAUCAUCAAGCCCCUUUAUUAAUCAUCUAAGUAAAGUGAUGCAUUUUUUAAUGCUGGAAAUGAUCUGAUGCUUCUGAAAACACUCAAGAGUACCCUGUGCAAGAAGCAAAGCAUAUCACCCUGA
Molecule: messenger RNA, 1630 nt
Organism: Uloborus diversus
Lineage: Eukaryota; Metazoa; Arthropoda; Arachnida; Araneae; Uloboridae
Product: sushi, von Willebrand factor type A, EGF and pentraxin domain-containing protein 1-like
Exons: 9
Coding region: 1-1332 (443 amino acids)
Source: RefSeq, a predicted model, not a curated record